CUUGCUCGUUCUUUUGGUUGACAAUCGCGAUGUGAUGUAUUCUAUCUUCGCAUGCUGAGUUAUAUUUUAAAUCAAAUCUUUUCAUUUUAUAUCAGUUACUCAAUUAAUUUCUAAAUGUUUUCUUUCGUUGUGACCGCCCUUUUCCAUUUUGAUUUCUAAAUAUGUGUAAUUUGCCGCCGAAAUACCAUUCAGUGUGUCGCCUUUGUUUAUCAUUCUGUGGCGAUAAUUGCAGUGAUGUUAAAGUUCCAAUUUUUGACCGUGAUAAGGAUAAAUCUCAACUUUCCGAUAUGAUAAGGACAUAUUUGUCUAUAAUGGUUUACCCAGGAGACCUGUUACCGCAGGUGGUAUGUGGUAGUUGUGCAAACAAGCUGGACGAGUUUCACACAUUUAGUGAAUUAACACAUAGAUCAGAAAGGCUACUGGAACAGUUUCUUCAAUAUGCAAAAUCCUUAACAGGCUCUAAAGAGGAGAACCUGAGCAUAACUGCGGCUAAACUGGAGGAGAUAAUCAAGCCACUGACCGAGAACGAGUACGAUCACGAGACUAAGAUAAAAUACGCGGAAAUAGGAUCUCCGGACUCCACGGAGGAAAUGAAGAACGCGGAGAGUAGGCAAGCAGCGGUCGCGCUCCUCUCUAUCAAACAUUACGACCCCUCCAAAUAUGUGGUCAAACAGGAAGAUGAACCCCACAUAAUGUUUAACAGCGUACCGAGUUUGCCGCCCCCAGAACGAGCGAGAGAGGUGAUGCAUUGUAAUAGUGUCCUGGAUAUUAUAAGCAAAGCUGUGGCGGCGGUGGCGCAACGUGAUAACGAUGAAUCUCAAAAGUACCCAUCGAAUUACACCAGUGUGAUAGAUAGAACGCAAACGGGCGCGACGCAGCCCUACCCGCAAGGCUACGACGAACAAUACUCAUACAACGCGCCGCGUGCCAGCCCGCCCGCUGAAGAAGAUCAUGAUAACAAAGAAAUGGACCUCUCAUUAUACGGACCCGUCAAAAGCGAACCCACGGAACCUGCCGAAGGCACUGAACAAGACAAAAACAUAUACUUCCAUAGAAGUUCAACUCAGAACCUACCAGAAUUUACAGACGACUAUAAGCAACAACCCUACUCCCAUUCGUCGAGUAAAACUAAAACGUCGACCUCUAAGGACACCUCUUCAGUGUACGACGAUUGCAGUCGGAGUAGUAGUGGGUCGGAUCCUGACAGACUUCAAAUGGAUAUAUCACAAAUGUCACAGGAUGACCCAGAAGAAACGCAGUCGGCUCGCUCGGCGCAGUCGUCUCCGCAACCGGCGCAGGAGGGCGAGAACGACAAGGAGUCUCUAUGGCAGGCGCUCCACCGGCAAAAUGGUCGCGGCGGCGAGGCGACGCAACUGUUGCGGCGGCUCAUCAACAGCAAGCAUCUCGGCAUGACAAUCUCCCCACUGCGCAGCACCACGUCACCGCUGCCUCCUAACAUGCAGCAGCCAAUCAACGGCGCUGUCUCACCGAACGGCGAAUGGCAAGGCUCUGGUCGAGGUGCGAUUGUAGGCGGGCUGGCCGGCACAGCUCGCAGGAAGCAGAGCUUCCCGGCGCGGGCGACGCCUGUUGCUACUUCCGACCAACAGGCACCUAACACGCAGUGGACAGCGCCCCCUGCUGACUCGCAAGACCCAAUGGAAGCAUCUCCCCCUAGCGGAGCUCAAAACGCUGGCGGGGCGCGCGGCGCAGCGUCGCGGGUGGAGCUGGCGUGCUCCAACUGCGGCACGCACACCACCACCAUCUGGCGGCGCGACGCGCGCGGCGAGAUGGUCUGCAACGCCUGCGGGCUGUACUACAAGCUGCACGGGGUGCCGCGCCCCACGGCCAUGCGGCGCGACACCAUCCACACCAGACGCCGGAGGCCGAGGCACGACGCGAAGCAUAACCGAAACAAGUCUCGCCGCAGCGGGACGGGCGUCACCGGCGCCGCUCAAAUCCAGCCGACGGCGCCCGCGCCCGCGCCGGCCGCGGACGCCGCGCCCGAGGAGGCGGUGCUGGCGGCGCUGCGCCGGCAGCUGCAGCCGCACCUGCUGGCUGCUCUCCACCACACGCUCACGCCGCGCGCCCAGGUUGGACUAAACGCGGCGGAGUACGAGGAGGCGCCGCUGAACCUGGUCGCGAGCCACGUGGCCGCCGAGGAGACGCACUGACUCUGUGAUAGCGCGCCUUCGCCACGCAACGCCGUAUGACUUCCCUCUCACGACACUAAAUCGUACUGGCCGCUUGCUACGUGAACGUUUGAAAAUAGAAGAGACAUUUCGAAGUACCUAAUUGGCCGCUUGCUUUAGCACAGACUACGAGGCAAUGAGCAAAUCAAAUCACUAAAAUUUAAAAAAAAACUUUAAUUCAUUAUUUUCGAGUUCUAUUUUUAAACACGUAGCACAUGCAUAAAGGCCAUACUAAAAGCAAAAGCCAGUUAAAAUUGAAAACCUCAUAGAAUAUCAACAUAACGGCCUUCCUGUGCGUUGUAUAAUAUUUUUUAAUGCAUUUUUGCAGUUCAACUGCUCUUCCUAAACAUGUAGGUGACAUGUUUGUUUCCGUGUUGCGUGCCCUAUGAAUAUUAGUUAUACUUUCUUAUACCUUCCAACAAUUUAAGAGACUUUGUGAACCAUAAAAAAAUAACAUUCAUUUACCAUAUGCCAGUAGCAACCAUCAAAUACUAGAAUUACAUACAAAAGAUCUAAAUUUUAGUUACUUACGGGCAACACAAAUUAACAUGCACUCUUUGUAUACCUAUUUAGUGAUUACGAGGCCAGUGUAUAAAAUACAUUAUAUAUUACUUAUAAAAUAAUAAUUGUAUGUAUCUUAUAAUACGAUGUUUCCUCUUAUAUUUACUACAUACCAAUUUUUACUAAAGAGCAGUACUGCCCAGUAGGAACUUUUAAAUAAUCCUUAUGGUAUUACAUUACCGUGGCAUUAUCUAUAUAGAAAAAAAGUAUUAUUUUGAAUCAGGGCAUUAUUAUUCAUUUUUGAGGCGUCAAGAAGCAAUAUUCGUGGUCAUUGUCUUAGUGCCUAUUUAUUGUCUAGAAGUGUGACUCCAGAGUGUGGAGGAGUGUCUGUGGAGACGUGUAUGUGAUUGCGCGGUUGUAGGGCCGCGCAUGUAGACGCAGCUGGGUGUAUCCAGUGGGUACAGCUGCCUAAUCGUGUGCCUAUAUUGAACGUAGGAUAUCCUGCGUCGCACUAUUGCCAAUUAGGGUGAAUCUCAUUUUGCUAGUUUUGCACGAGAAUGUUGAACGUAAGAUUAUUUAACGUUAAGUAGAGUUACCUUAUCAUUCAUUAGCAAUCGAGAACCGUUUUACUGACUCGUCUUGUAUAAUGUAAUAAUAUGCAUACAUACCUAAAAUCAAGCCUCUUUCGCGGAGGUGUAGUUAAGACACAUGUUGUAAAAUAAUACAUUCUAUCGCUGCAACAAUCUACUUCUAUAAUUAUGAAUUAAUCGUAUGAAGAAAAGUAUUCGGAAACAGGAUUAGCUUUAAAUUUACCUAAAGAAAUAUGUUAAUUUUCUUUCAAUAUUCUCGUGUAAGAUUAGUUUUAACAGAUGAUAUUUCUUGGGUUUCAUUAAAUCCUUGCCUUAAAAUGCUCUCUUGAUUGAUGAAAUUAUAUUAACGGUUACCUAUUGCAGGAAGCAAGUAUUCAUUUAGGCUAAGAUCAUUUAAGAUAUUGUAAAUUUUAUUUUAUUAGCGGUAACACUUUAAGUUUAAAUCGUAAAGUAUAGUGUCUAAUUUAUUUCUCAUUUCGGUCAGUAUUUAUGAUGUAAGUAUUUUAUUUCUAUUGAGUAUUGUAUUUUCUUUAGUUAGAGCUACGAGAUGUAGUAAGAAGCAAUAAUUACAAACACGUCUACCUUUUAAAUAGAUGAAACCUAAAUGAGCAAUAAUAAUGUUAUGCAGAAAAUUGUAUUUAAUGUCCUUGGAAAAGUAUUUUUGUACCACUAUAUCUCAAUUUAUCGUAGAUCUAGAACUUUAAUAGAGUACUAAUGAUUUCUGGCAUUAUUAAAAUAAAACUAAGAAGAGUUGAUUAUUUAGGUACAAGUUUAUCAUGAAAUUGGGCAUUGUGUCGCAAGUUCACGUCGGCAUUACAAACAUUACCGAUUCACCUCAUUGUGGUCAGUGUUACGAUAUAUUUAUAGCGAAAAGCAUUUACAUAGUGGAAUCCUGGGCUGUUUAGUUAUUGCUUCCGUUCGACUUACGUUAUAUGAACUUCACCGUCCCUUACUUGUCUCUACUUAAUUUAGUGUUAGUUCGUCGAUACCCGCGGGCCAGUAUACAGCUGUCUAUGAGACAUUGUGAUAUGCGAGCCGCCUCGCGGCUGGCGUGUGAUUUUAUUGCAGCUAUCUUUUUCAACUAUUUUCACGACGUCAUACUUAUCGUAUUUUAAAGCUUUAAAUUUGAGAUUAAUUUUUAAUUGAAUUUAUUAUUGGGAACAUUGUCGUAGUAAUUUUUAGUAUUUGCUUACUCUUACACUUCGGAAUAGCAGUUUGUAUUGACAAUAAAAAUUCAUGUUUAGUACGUAACUCUUGCAAAAUUUUUGCUCUCUAUUAUUAUAUUUAGCUCUCUGUAUUGUGUAGGGUCAAAUGCGACGUAGAUACUUAACGAUGGAAUCAAAUUAGCAUCGGAAUGUGCUAUACAUACGUAUUCAUAUUUUAUUAGACAUAUUUUAUUCUGAUUGGAUCUGGCAUUUCAGAAUCUAUUCCAUUAAUUCGUGUCCAGAUAAUGGCACUGAAAGUUUUGUGUCCACUAAUAACGCUGCUUGCAGUAGUGAUACAGUAUUAUUUUUAUUAAACUCUACUCUUGUACAUUUUUAGGUUAAUGGUUUUAUAUUUUUUUAGUUUUAUCUAGUUGACGUCCGAAGUAUUGUAUAUAUAUAUUCACCGAUUGUUUUGCUACAUAAUUGUAAUGUACCUUCAUAGCGAUGGUUGGUCACCGGAGCAGUGUCGCGUCACCACGAUGGUAUCUCGUGAGAAACUAGCCAGUAGCUGUGACCCUAGAUCUUCCAACUUGAUUAUUUAUUACUAUUUAGGUUAAUCUACAGAUAUAUCGUAUAAUGAGUUGAUGAACAAUGUAUAUCGUCAUAUAGCUACUAACAAACCGGUUGUGUUGUGUGUGCUUAUGCUCUAACAUGCAUGUGUUUGUGAUUUCGUUUGUUGUCUCAUCUAAACAGUUCUGCGAACGUCGUAUCGAUUCUAUUAUUUUUUUUAAUUUAUGCUGAAAUAUUGGCUUUUUGUAAGCGUUGUAGAUAUUCCAUUGUAACGUAACGUCGCCUCUCUAACAUUAAGACUGACAAUCGAACUCAAGUUUCUGGUAGUCUUCUGUUAAUACGUAAAUCGUGAAGCAAACGCGGGCCGACCUGUAAUUCAAAUGUGAUAUAAGUUGAGAAUGAGGCGUGUAUCUGAAAAGCAAUAAACAUUGUGAUAAGUGGUGAUGAUCAUUUUUCGUGACCGACAGAUAUUCUGGGUGUUAUUCGAUGAAUAUUGUCAAUUAUUAUAACAUCAUUAAGACGUUGCGCGAAUGGGCACACAGACACCGCAAGUGUCUCAAAUUAAAAUUAUAUAGUUUCGUAUAAAAUUGAAGGUAGCGGUUAGAGUAUAGUGAACUACAUAUAUUUGUAAAAUUGAAACCCUAUAGUGACGCGGAGGCUGUGAGAGCCGGCGUGCAACGUAUACUAUUAUGUAAAAUUCCCCUCUGAUUUUCUCAACCCAAUGUAUAAAAUAUUGUAGACACACCUAAUUUAAGUUCAAUUUUAUUAAAAGACGUAAUAUGUAUGAAUAAAGCAAUAAUUUCAAAUAUAUAAAGCUUAUGGACCAUUUGUUAAUUGUUGUCGUGAAAUUACUUAACUAUAUGUAUUAAUGGUAAGUUUCAGCAUAAAUUAUUCGAUUGAGAUUUAUAGUAGGAGGCCGGAAUACUCAUUGUGAAACAUUAGAUAUUGUUGUAUAGAUGAUAAAUAAUGUGACUUACGCAGGGAUGGAUACUUAAAUUAUUAAAAUUUUAACUGAUAUUGGCUAUGUAGUGAGUAGAAUAUUUUUUUACAAAAUAAUAAAUUAU
Molecule: messenger RNA, 6059 nt
Organism: Amyelois transitella
Lineage: Eukaryota; Metazoa; Arthropoda; Insecta; Lepidoptera; Pyralidae
Gene: GATAd
Exons: 9
Coding region: 162-2171 (669 amino acids)
Biological process (GO): negative regulation of transcription by RNA polymerase II; positive regulation of transcription by RNA polymerase II; cell fate commitment
Cellular component (GO): nucleus
Molecular function (GO): DNA-binding transcription factor activity, RNA polymerase II-specific; zinc ion binding; RNA polymerase II cis-regulatory region sequence-specific DNA binding
Source: RefSeq, a predicted model, not a curated record